UCCCAGAUAGUGAGAAGGAGGAAACAACCUCAUGCUCAGCAGAACUAAAGAGAAGAAAAUACCUUGAACUGGUGGAAAUAUCUCUGUCUGACAAAAUGCCAUCCAGAAGAAAAACAACCAUGUUUGCAUCUGCUUUUUUUACUUGCAUUUGCUCUUUUGUGAUAAUCUGUGUUGUGCUGGCAACCCAGCACUGGAUGAGCAGCAAGGUUCGCUUUUCUGGCACAAACUCCAGCAUUACCGUGAGUCUCACCUACGGACUUUUUAGCGGUACCUGUGAACAGUUCGUUGAUGUGGGACUUCAGGUUUCAGAAAGGACUUUCCAAGUUGCAGAUAACCUGAGCAACACCAAGGCGAAAAGCAUGAUCGUUGCGAUUAUCGUGAUUCUGGUUCUCAGUUUACUGAGUUCCCUUCUGAGUUCUGGAUUUACCUGCACUAACGCUGUCAGUAAUCCCUACCAGACGUUUUUGGGACCCACCGGAGUCUAUACCUGGAAUUCCUUAUGUGGAAUCUUCAUACUUAUAGCCAUGAUACUUUUCCCUGUGAACAUAGAAGAAAAUGGCCUGUCUGUAGAAUUGGCCUAUGGAUGUUUUUCUUUUCUGCAGACACAUAUCAAAUCUGAACACACUUAUGGAUAUUCAUAUUGGAUCAUGCUGCUCAUCAUUUUUCUGAACAUUACUUCUAUCAUCAUCAUAUAUUUCUAUGACCACGCAAGAUAUUCUAAGAAGAAAGAACAGGAAAGACCCAUUGAAAAUGCACCAAAAGAUGUCAUUCUCUUUUAAGGAUACCACUGAAAAGAGGAUGUAAAGAAAAAUGACUCUUUAAUAUGGACAAUCAUGGCUGAUCAUUUCCAUUCAAAUUGAAGCUGUGUAUAUAGUUCAAUUAACAAAAUAGCCUAUUGUGUCUUCAAAGCAGUUUGAUUUUAUCUUUAUGUUAGGUAUUAGUGAAAUACUUAUAAGCUCCCAUUGGUAAAUGUGCUGCCUGAACACCUCUGAGCAGAUAGGGCCCGAAGCACAUGAUGCC
Molecule: messenger RNA, 1020 nt
Organism: Aquila chrysaetos chrysaetos
Lineage: Eukaryota; Metazoa; Chordata; Aves; Accipitriformes; Accipitridae
Gene: CLRN3
Product: clarin 3
Exons: 3
Coding region: 96-779 (227 amino acids)
Source: RefSeq, a predicted model, not a curated record